Messenger RNA from Egretta garzetta (little egret), 797 nucleotides. RefSeq names its product ribosomal protein L14 (gene RPL14). Gene Ontology annotation, biological process: ribosomal large subunit biogenesis; translation. The transcript is spliced from 5 exons. Bases 323 to 679 code for a protein of 118 amino acids. Gene Ontology annotation, molecular function: structural constituent of ribosome; RNA binding. Lineage: Eukaryota; Metazoa; Chordata; Aves; Pelecaniformes; Ardeidae. Gene Ontology annotation, cellular component: cytosolic large ribosomal subunit; ribosome. The record is from RefSeq and is a predicted model, not a curated record.
GGGCUGGGGCCGGCAGAAAGCAGCUGAGGGCGGUACCGUGGGCCCUUCGCCCAGGCGAGGGGAAUUUGUGCGGUUCGAGAGCUUCGGGAAGCUCCUUCAGGGGCCGUGAAGGCCUUGAAUCCUGCAGCGGCCUUGGGUAUCUUCUCGCCUAACUCUUGACAAUUCUCACUGCUCCCAGGUGUUCAAACGCUUCGUCGAGAUUGGCAGAGUGGCCUUCGUUUCCUUCGGGCCGCAUGCUGGCAAGCUGGUGGCCAUUGUAGAUGUUAUUGACCAAAACAGGGCACUGGUUGAUGGCCCCUGCAGUGGUGUCAGGAGGCAGGCUAUGCCCUUCAAGUGCAUGCAGCUGACUGAUUUUGUUCUCAAGUUCCCACACAGUGCUCGUCAGAAGUGUGUGCGACUUGCCUGGGAGAAGGAAAAUAUAAAUGAAAAAUGGGCAGCGACAAGGUGGGCAAAGAAGAUUGAAGCCCGAGAAAAGAAAGCCAAAAUGACUGACUUCGAUCGCUACAAGGUUAUGAAAGCGAAGAAGAUGAGAAACAGGAUCAUCAAGCAUGAAAUGAAGAAACUCCAGAAGAUGUCUUCUAAAAAAGGCAAGAAGCCAGAGAAGUCAGAGAAGCCAGAGAAAUCAGAGAAGGCGCAGAAGCCAGAGAAGGUGCAGAAGGCACAGAAGGCGCAGAAAUAAAAUGAACUUCUAGUUAUGUAUGACUUUGUGUCCUUGUUCUGAUUCUUUAUGGUUAACAAAUGGUUAAAACAUCUGAUUCAAAUUGUAAUCAUAAGUUCACUUUUGCUUCUGACCAAGA